ACGUACACAUGUAAUACCUCACUCUCUCUCACUCUCUCUCACAGCGCCAUUCCAUCGGAACGGCUCGAGCGGCCGUCUUAACCGUCUCACCAUGGAUCCUGCCGUCCAUUCAUCCUCCUCCGCGCUCCCUCCACCCCAUCCCAUCUUACCAUUCGUUGGUAAACACGCACAUGCCCCAUGCCCCUGUCGUGCGCCGCAUUCCACGAUAUCUGACUACAUACCACACGCAUACAUACACACCGCAGCAAAGAAGAACAACAACAACAACAACAAACAAACAAACAACACACCCAUUCGCCCCAUGUCACACCGCAUCCCUUCCAUUCAUUCCCACUCUCCCUUCCCAUUCUCUCCUCUCUCUUCCAUUCUUCCAUCCAUUCUUCCAUCCUUCCAUUCCUCGGCCCAAGCGUGUGGAAUACACAUCCAUGGCAUGACACUGACUCGCCCCGACUGGCUCUCCCGUCCUACCUACCUACCCACCACAGACACCCAGACAAGCACAACCCCACCGAACGCUCGAUCGCAGUGACAUACAUACAUACAUAAAUACAUAUACACAUGAAAUACCUAUAACAAAAAGCCCG
Pseudovirgaria hyperparasitica is the source of this 584-nucleotide messenger RNA. RefSeq lists its product as uncharacterized. The transcript has a single exon. The record is from RefSeq and is a predicted model, not a curated record. Bases 92 to 529 code for a protein of 145 amino acids. NCBI's taxonomy places the organism in Eukaryota, Fungi, Ascomycota, Dothideomycetes, Acrospermales, Acrospermaceae.